Messenger RNA from Cololabis saira (Pacific saury), 2852 nucleotides. It is a transcript of the gene abcd3a, whose product is annotated as ATP-binding cassette, sub-family D (ALD), member 3a. Gene Ontology annotation, cellular component: peroxisome; peroxisomal membrane. Gene Ontology annotation, molecular function: long-chain fatty acid transmembrane transporter activity; ATP hydrolysis activity; ABC-type transporter activity. The record is from RefSeq and is a predicted model, not a curated record. Lineage: Eukaryota; Metazoa; Chordata; Actinopteri; Beloniformes; Belonidae. Gene Ontology annotation, biological process: very long-chain fatty acid catabolic process; peroxisome organization; fatty acid beta-oxidation. Bases 61 to 2025 code for a protein of 654 amino acids. The transcript has 23 exons.
CCGGAAGCAGCUGCAGGUUCUGGUGUCAGAACCGGGAUCAGGACCACCAGAACCAGAACCAUGUCCUCCUUCAGUAAACUCCUCACCCCCCGGAACUGCGGGGCCGCCGGGGCCGCGGUUCUGGUUCUGGCUCUGCUACGGAACCGGAGACGGAACCGGGACAGAACCAAAGGUUCCUCCUCCAACCUGCUGCAGAACUCAGAGAAGGACGGACGGAGGGACAAAGCUGCCGUGGACAAACAGUUCUUCCUGCGGAUCGUCCGGAUCCUGAAGAUGAUGGUGCCCCGGUUUUUCUGCAUGGAGACGGCCUACCUGCUGCUCAUCGCCUCCAUGCUGGUGGCCAGAACCUACUGUGACGUCUGGAUGAUCCAGAACGGAACCAUGAUUGAAAGCGGGAUCAUCAGCAGAGACAUGAAUCUGUUCAAGCUGCACUUUUACUCCUACAUGUCCGUCAUCCCAGGGAUUGCUCUGGUCAACAACUUCCUGAAACUUGGUCUGAAUGAGCUGAAGCUUCGCUGCAGAGAGAGACUCACCAAGGAGCUGUACGACAAAUACCUGCAGGGCUUCACCUACUACAAGAUGGGGAAUCUGGACAACCGGAUCGCCAACGCGGACCAGCUGCUGACGCAGGACGUGGAGCGGUUCUGCAACAGCGUGGUGGACCUGUACUCCAACCUCAGCAAGCCUCUCCUGGACAUCGGUCUCUACAUCUUCAAGCUGACGUCGGCCAUCGGAGCUCAGGGCCCCACAUGCAUGAUGGCGUACCUGCUGAUCUCCGGUUUGUUCCUGACGAGACUCAGGAGGCCGAUCGGGAAGAUGACGGUGACGGAGCAGCGAUACGAGGGAGAAUACCGCUACGUUAACUCCAGACUCAUCACCAACAGUGAGGAAAUCGCCUUCUACAACGGGAACCGGAGAGAGAAACAAACCAUUUACGCCACGUUCAAGAAACUGGUGGACCACCUCCACAACUUCAUCUUCUUCAGAUUCUCCAUGGGAUUCAUCGACAGCAUGAUCGCCAAGUACCUGGCCACCGUGGUGGGCUACCUGGUGGUCUCCCGGCCCUUCCUGGACCUGAACCAUCCCCGACACCUGACGAGCAGCCACUCGGAGCUGCUGGAGGACUACUACCAGAGUGGGCGGAUGCUGCUCCGGAUGUCUCAGGCUCUGGGGAGGAUCGUGCUGGCUGGAAGAGAGAUGACCCGGCUGUCCGGGUUCACGGCUCGGAUCACGGAGCUCAUGCUGGUUCUGGACGAGCUGAACGCCGGGAAGUACGAGAGGACCAUGGUGUCCCAGCAGGACCGAGCAGAAAAGACCUCUCUGGUUCCAGGAAGUGGCCUCGUCAACAACCGGGACAACAUCAUCAAGUUUGAUCACACGCCGCUGACGACGCCCAACGGAGACGUUCUGAUCCGGGACCUGAGCUUCGAGGUCCGGUCCGGCACCAACGUCCUGGUCUGUGGACCCAACGGCUGUGGGAAAAGUUCCCUGUUCAGAGUCCUGGGGGAGCUGUGGCCGCUGUUCGGGGGUCAGCUGACCAAACCGGAUCGGGGGAAGUUGUUCUACGUCCCACAGAGACCGUACAUGACUCUGGGUUCCCUGAGGGACCAGGUCAUUUACCCCGACACCCUGGAGGAGCAGAGGAGGAAGGGGAUCUCUGACCAGGUCCUGAAGGAGUACCUGGACAACGUCCAGCUGGGCCACAUCCUGGACCGGGAGGGGAACUGGGACGCCGUCCAGGACUGGAUGGACGUGCUGAGCGGGGGGGAGAAGCAGCGGAUGGCGAUGGCCCGGCUCUUCUACCACAAGCCCCAGUUCGCCAUCCUGGACGAAUGUACGAGCGCGGUUAGCGUGGACGUGGAGGACUUCAUCUACGGACACUGUAGAACGGUCGGCAUCACCUUGUUCACCGUCUCCCACAGGAAGUCGCUCUGGAAGCACCACGAGUUCUACCUCCACAUGGACGGCCGAGGGAACUACGAGUUCAAGCCAAUCACAGAAGAGACGGUGGAGUUCGGUUCCUAGCCUAGCUCGCUGCUAGCCGGCUGCUAGCCGGUUGCUAACCGGUUGCUAGCUGGUUAUUAGCCGGUUCUAAACCGGUUCUAAACCGGUUGCUAACCGGUUCCUAGCCGGUUCUAAGCCGGUUCACGGUUCCCGGUUCAAACCAGUCCAUUAAUUCUUUGCACUUGAGAAGAAAACUAUAAUUAAAGCUAGAAACGGAUGUUUUUAAUCAUUUGUAACGGAACUGUGUUUGUUUUGUUUAGUUUUUUGUUCUUUUAGACGUUUGAAUUGUUUCUAAUCAUUAACGGUUUUGUUGUGAUCAUGAACCGGUUCCUACGGGGGACGUUUGGUUCUCGUCCGUUUCCGUCGCCAUGGAAACACGGAUAACUAGACUAGACUAGUCCAGGAACCGGUUCUCGCUAACAAGGGGGCGCUGUGGCCCCAGGAGAACCGGACCAGCACCUGAUUGGGUCAUGUGACCCGGGGGGGGGGCGGAGCAAAAACCAGCUGACGGGUCAUGUGACCCGGGGGGGGGAGGGAGGGAGGGAUCGGGGCCCAACGGAGCGCGCUCAGUGUUGUGAAGCUAACGGAGCUAACUAGCAUGCAGCUACAGCCUCUGCUAGCGGCAACGCUAACGUAGCCAGACCCGGAGUCGCGGGUCAGAACCUGCAGGAGGUCUGGACCUGGUCCAGGACCUGGUCUGGACCUGAACCCUCCGGUCCAGGACUGGGUUUGAAGUGCAAUGAUGGCGUCUUUGUAACCGUUCUGGUCUCUGGAACUGGUCUCUGGGUCUGGUCCAGGUCUGGAUCUGGUCUCAGGAUCUGGUGUCUGGGUCUGGUCUAAGGACCCUG